Messenger RNA from Rhodofomes roseus, 1068 nucleotides. RefSeq lists its product as uncharacterized. The transcript has a single exon. The record is from RefSeq and is a predicted model, not a curated record. NCBI's taxonomy places the organism in Eukaryota, Fungi, Basidiomycota, Agaricomycetes, Polyporales, Fomitopsidaceae. Bases 1 to 1068 code for a protein of 355 amino acids.
AUGGACGUCCCCCUGAAGAUCGUCAGCGAAACCGACUAUCUACAAACAGAACUCGUCGAGAAACUCGGCCAAACAGAAGACAGAGGUUGGCUCAACAUGACGAACGCAACCCCCCUGAGAGCACUCGUCAACGUCCUAAGACAACGCUGCGCCCCGACGACCAUCCGCAAGGCGAGUAAAAGAGAAGAGAUCAAAACGAUCAUCAAAGCAAAGAAGGAAGCAACUCACGCGCAACAGAACCAAACUACCCCAACCCCCGUAGACGUAGGCCUUAACCCAGUCUUCAAUAUCACCGGUGCACGUCUGCAAGCAAUCACACAAAAGAUAGCCUACCAACACAUACGCAACCUUAAAGAUCUAGAGACGAGACAGUCAACACAAAGGACCAUCACCAAAGCAAUAGAACAUAACCAAGAGCAUCUCGAAGUAACUCACCAAGAAGAAGACAUAUGGAGAGCACUGCGACAACGCGAUAUAAGACGGAACAUAACAGAUUACCUAUGGAAGUGCGCGCACAAUGCGCACAAAUGCGGAGCCUACUGGGACGCAAUCCCAGGCUACGAAGAGAGGGGAAUAUGCCAAACGUGCGGAGUAACAGACUCAAUGAGCCAUAUCAUAACCGAAUGCAAGGCCCCAGGCCAAGACAUAAUCUGGCAAAUGGCCGGUGACCUAUGGAAGAAGAAGAAGCUGACGUGGUCCAAACCAUCAAUGGAAGACGUGCUCACCUCAGGACUACGUGAAUGGAGAAGCGAAACUGGGAACAUGAAGCGUCGCCCGCGAGCCGAGAGGCUAUGGCGCAUCCUAAUAACAGAAUCAGCAUUCUUAGUCUGGAAACUGAGAUGCGAGAGGGUAAUAGCACACAGUGACGACGUAAACUGGUGCCUCACCGAGGCAGCCAUAAGAACAAGGUGGACUCGAGUGGUUAACGAGAGACUACACCUUGAUAUGGCCAUGACACAUAGACGCUUUGGAAGGAAAGCCCUCAGGCGUAAUGAAGUCCUCGGCACAUGGUGUCGCGGAGCUAGGUCUGACGCGACUAGAAACAGAACUGGGAACAGAAACACUUGA